UGGGAUACGGACGGUGUUUGCCUCAGCUAACUAGCUAUCAAGAUGGCCGAGAAUGUUUGGUUGAGGAGCUGGAGCUGAAUACAAGCAGAACUGGAGCGACUGUGAUGUUGAGUGGCAGGAUUUACUCGCCCGCGACAGAGCAUAUUCAGAAAGUUCAGAGCAUAGAAGAGUCCAGCGUUGGAAACCUUAAGCAAGUCUAAUGAAGCGAGCGGCUGCAAAGCAUCUAAUUGAGCGUUACUACCACCAGUUAACUGAGGGCUGUGGAAAUGAGGCCUGCACGAACGAGGCUUGUGGCUCCUCUCCGGGUUUCCGGCGCAUGGAUAACAAUGCAGCGGCCAUCAAGGCCCUGGAGCUCUAUAAGAAUAACGCCAAACUCUGUGAUCCUCACCCCUCCAAGAAAGGUGCCAGCUCGGCUUUCCCGGAGAACAGUGCCAAAGGAGCUCACAACUUUUCUGCUUGCAGCAACGGGAAGAUGAACCACAAGGAUCUGCCUCCCUCAAGGGAAGACUUUAGAGAUUUGAACUAUUUGACGGAGGAGAAGGUUUAUGAAAUUCUGGCUCUCUGUGGUGAGACAGAAGACUACUCCCCUCUAAUCCGUGUCAUCGGGAGGGUCUUCUCUAGUGCUGAAAGCUUAGUGCAGAGCUUUCGGAAGGCUAAACAACACACCAAGGAGGAGCUGAAAUCGCUGCAGGCCAAGGACGAGGACAAGGAUGAAGAUGAGAAAGAAAACGCCUCUGGUUCGGCCAGUGCCAUGGAAGUGGAUCCUGAUGCUGCUGCCGCUUCCAGUGGAGAGGGGGCCUCUCACGAUGGUAAUAAUGUGCAAAAGCUGGGCCCGGUUGAAGUGUCUGUGGACAUUGACGCAGUAAGAAGAGUUUAUGACAGACUAUUGUCAAACGAGAAGAUUGAGGCGGCAUUCCUCAACGCAUUAGUGUAUCUGUCGCCCAAUGUGGAAUGCGACCUCACGUAUCACAACGUGUAUGCCGCAGACCCCAAUUAUCUAAACGUGUUCAUCAUUGUCAUGGAGAACAGCAACCUGCACAGCCCUGAGUACCUAGAGAUUGCCCUGCCCCAGUUUUGCAAGGCCAUGAGCAAGCUACCUCUCCCAGCUCUGGCCAAGCUAGCACGUCUUUGGUCGCAGUACGGAGCAGACCAGAUCAGGCGCCUGGUGGAGACCUUCCAGCAGCUCAUCACCUACACAGUUAUAAGCAACGAGUUCAACAGUGACAACCUGGUAAAUGAGGAUGACGGCGUGGUGGCGGCCACCAAGUGCUUGAAAAUCGUCUACUAUGCAAACGUGCUGGGCGGUGACCUGGACACAGACCACAACGAGGAGGAGGAUGACGAGCCCAUCCCUGAGUCCAGUGAGCUGACCCUACAGGAGCUGCUGGGGGAGGAGCGACGCAACAAGAAAGGGCCGCGUGUGGACCCGCUUGAGACGGAGCUGGGCAUUCGCACCUCGGACUGCCGCAAGCCCCUCAUUCCCUUCGAGGAGUUCAUCAAUGAGCCACUAAACGAUGUGCUGGAAAUGGACAAGGACUACACCUUCUUCAAGGUGGAGACGGAGAGCAAGUUCUCCUUCAUGACCUGUCCGUUCAUCCUUAACGCUGUGACAAAAAACCUGGGCCUCUACUAUGACAACCGGAUCCGCAUGUACAGUGAGCGCCGAAUCACUGCUCUCUACAGCCUGGUGCAAGGACAGCAGCUCAACCCGUACCUGCGCCUAAAAGUGCGAAGAGACCACAUCAUAGAUGAUGCUCUCGUCAGGCUGGAGAUGAUUGCCAUGGAAAAUCCAGCAGACUUGAAGAAGCAGUUGUAUGUGGAGUUUGAAGGAGAGCAGGGGGUGGAUGAAGGAGGAGUUUCCAAAGAGUUCUUUCAGCUGGUAGUAGAAGAGAUUUUCAACCCUGAUAUAGGCAUGUUCACCUAUGAUGAAAGCACAAAGCUUUUCUGGUUUAACCCCUCAUCAUUUGAAAAUGAAGGCCAGUUCACAUUGAUAGGUAUUGUCCUGGGGCUAGCUAUCUACAAUAACUGCAUUCUGGAUGUGCACUUCCCUAUGGUUGUUUACAGAAAGCUAAUGGGAAAGAAAGGAACCUUCCGAGACCUUGCAGACUCUCAUCCGGUUCUUUAUCAAAGUCUGAAGGAGCUGUUGGAAUAUGAGGGCAAUGUAGAAGAAGACAUGAUGAUCACCUUCCAGAUAUCACAAACAGACUUGUUUGGAAACCCUCUCAUGUACGAUUUAAAGGAAGGUGGAGACAAAAUCCCUGUCACCAAUGAAAACAGGAAGGAGUUUGUAGCAUUAUAUGCUGAAUAUAUGCUGAACAAAAGUGUGGAGAAACAAUUCAAGGCUUUCAGAAGAGGUUUCCAUAUGGUUACUAACGAGUCUCCGUUGAAGUAUCUGUUUCGACCUGAAGAAAUUGAGCUGCUUAUAUGUGGAAGCAGAAAUCUGGACUUUCAAGCACUCGAAGAGACUACGGAAUAUGAUGGCGGUUACAGCAGGGAUUGUCGCAUUAUUAAGGACUUCUGGGAGACAGUGCACUCAUUUGGACAGGAGCAGAAGAGGUUGUUUCUGCAGUUCACCACAGGCACAGACAGAGCGCCAGUGGGCGGCCUGGGCAAGUUGAAGAUGAUCAUUGCCAAAAAUGGGCCAGACUCAGACAGGUUACCAACCUCUCACACCUGCUUCAACGUGCUGCUUCUUCCUGAGUACUCCACCAAGGAAAAACUUAGAGAGAGACUCCUCAAAGCCAUCACUUAUGCCAAAGGCUUCGGCAUGCUCUGAGGCACGAGGAAAUGCAAAAGAACUCACUCAACUUCAGAGUUUUCAUGUGUUCGUCAAAGGCGAAAUCUAAUACACCGACAAACAAAAACAUAAAUAUCAAGUUUAAAUGUAAGGCAGGAUAUGAAUUGGGUUAAAGUGGGAAAAGUUCUGGUGACCGAGUGCCUGUGCCUAAAUAGAUAAAACCACACUGGACUCUUGGCUCUCUCCCUCUAAUGUAAGUGUUAAGUUUCCCUUUUUGUAUGCACUGAGAUAUAGCACUAUUUAUUUUAAGGGAUAAAGUAUGUUCUUUCAUGUCUGCCUGGAAUUCAGCUCACUUUUUGAUUUCGAAAGCGGUAAAAGGAGGGACGGUUAGAGAUUUCCACACCUUCAGGACUGAUCACCAUGUAAACCUAAAGAAAUAAUAUGAAAAAAGAAGAACAAAAGAGUAAAGGCAGGAGGAGGAGGUUAUUGUUGUACUAUGGUUGAACUGUGAAAGUGCACUUAACUCAAUAUUCAGAAUGUCUGUUAGUUUUUCUAUCGACCGCUUGUUGACAUGUCACGCUCAUGGUUCAUAGGUCUUCCCCAGUCAGUCCGCACAUCGCCAGCGAUGCUUUUUUGAGGUACAGAGCAACUUGAAACCAACCUUUGUUACCAGGAAUCUGUAUUUAUUGAGGAACUGCAUUCAUUUGUGUAAUGCCAUGUCGGCAAGUUGUGCUGCUUGCUUAUGGCCAGUGUUCUGUAUCUAGCUGCAGGGUCUGGUUCUCUGUCCUUACUGCAGUAUGAUGACAUGAUUAGCCGUCUGCUCUCGUGGUGUACUUAUGACAAAGGAAAAACUAUGAAUAGAAGAUUAAAAGAGAAAGGAAUCCACAUUUCCUUUACAGUGUUUGCAGAGCCCUGAUGUGCAGAGGGAGAUUUCUUUACCAGUCUUGUUUUAAUUCAGGGUGGCAGACUUUUAAGCUAAUUACAAAAAGCCCUUAUCAGUACAUCAUGGAAGUCAGCUGGGUUAAUAUUUUAGUAGCUUUGUUUUGCUCCGCACAGUGUCUGGCCCAAAUAACUAUACUGUUGAACGAAAUGAGGGGAUAUUGGCACAAAUUGUACCACUGUCCUGCUGUGCCAAACAUGCUGAGAUAUAACCCCUCAGGUUUACCCAAGUACAGCUGGAAACCCACUAUAGUGAUCCCCCUGGAUUCACUGAGAAUUUCUUUUGCUCAUCAUUUUACUGUUUUUUUUUUUCUUCUUCUACUUCUUCUUCUCUCAGAUAAAUGUGUCUGUGGUUUGUUCCACUGCUGAUGGCGCUCACAUUAAAGGGGUAACAGAACUUGAUAUUGAGAAUGAAAGCAUUUGAUUGUUUCCAGUUAUUCUUAAAUAAAUUAAAAACUGAAAAACAAA
Messenger RNA from Astyanax mexicanus (Mexican tetra), 4144 nucleotides. It is a transcript of the gene ube3a, whose product is annotated as ubiquitin protein ligase E3A. Gene Ontology annotation, molecular function: ubiquitin protein ligase activity. Gene Ontology annotation, biological process: protein polyubiquitination; ubiquitin-dependent protein catabolic process. The record is from RefSeq and is a predicted model, not a curated record. Lineage: Eukaryota; Metazoa; Chordata; Actinopteri; Characiformes; Acestrorhamphidae. Bases 200 to 2776 code for a protein of 858 amino acids. The transcript is spliced from 11 exons.